AUGGCAACAACACUAUCUCUUCCACAACACACUCAUUUCCCUCUCAGAACCCUCACACUCACACUACCCUCUCAUCUCACACACUCCUUCUCCUCUCUCCCUCUCCCACAACAACCCUCCCCCUCUUCUCUCCCGGACGCAUUCUUAAUCGAUAAACUUUUCUUCCGCUUCAAACAAGGCGACCUCUCCUCCCUCCGCAACCACCUCCUCCGCUCAAACUCAUCAACCCUAAUCCCUCAACUUCUCCAAAAAUGCCACAAUUACCCUCUCUUACUUCCAAAUCUCAUACAAACCAUAGCCACCACGUCUCCAAAUCCAACAAUCACUGCUUCAAUGGUUCACUUUCUAGUUCAAUCCAAGAACCUUCCAGAAGCUCAAUCUCUUCUCCUCAGAAUCAUCCGAAAAAGUGGCGUUUCGCGUCUCGAGGUAAUCGAUUCUCUGGUUUCAAAUUCUCAUCAAAAUGGUGUUGUUUUUGAUCUGUUGAUUAGAACAUAUGUUCAGGCUAGGAAAUUAAGAGAAGGUUCUGAGGCGUUUAGAAUUUUAGCUGGAAGAGGUUUAUGUGUUUCGGUUAACGCUUGUAAUGCUCUUUUAGGUGCAAUUGUUAAGGUUGGAUGGGUUGAUUUGGCGUGGAAUGUGUAUGAGGAUUUUGUGAAGAGUGGGAAUAAAGUUAAUGUUUAUACUUUGAAUAUUAUGGUUAAUGCUUUGUGUAAAGAUGGUAGAUUGGAUAAUGUUAGGGGUUUCUUAGAUGAGAUGGAGGGAAAAGGGGUUUAUCCUGAUCUUGUUACUUAUAAUACUUUGAUUAAUGCUUAUUGUCGAAGGGGACUUGUUUCAGAAGCUUUUCGGUUGGUGGAUAAUAUGGCUGGUAAAGGGUUGAGGCCGGGACUUUUUACUUAUAAUGCUUUGAUUAAUGGUUUGUGUAAGGAGGGGAGUUAUGAGAGAGCGAGAUGUGUUUUGGAUGAGAUGUUGGGGGUUGGACUGUGUCCUGAUGCUGCUAGUUUUAACCCGAUGUUGGUAGAGAGUUGUAGGAAGGAGGAUGUCUGUGAGGCGGAGAGGGUUUUUAAUGAAAUGUUGGGGCGUGGAGUUGUUCCUGAUUUGAUUAGCUUUAGCUCGAUUGUUAAGGUGUUUUCUAGGAAUGGGGAACUUGGUCGGGCACUGGCUUAUUUUGAGAAGAUGAAAGAUGUUGGGUUGGUUCCUGAUACUGUUAUUUAUACGAUUCUUAUCAAUGGGUAUUGUAGGAAUGGUGAUGUGACUGGGGCACUGAAAAUGCGGAAUGAGAUGGUGGAGCGGGGUUGUGUUAUGGAUGUGGUUACGUAUAAUACUUUGUUGAAUGGAUUGUGUAGGGGGAAAAUGCUUGUUGAUGCUGAUGAGCUGUUUAGGGAGAUGGUGGAAAGGGGAGUUUUUCCUGAUUUCUACACUCUAACAACUCUCAUUCAUGGAUAUUGUAAGGACGGAAACAUGACUAAAGCACUUAGUUUGUUUGAGACUAUGACUCUGAGGAGCCUUAAGCCUGAUGUCGUGACAUAUAAUACGUUGAUGGAUGGCUUCUGCAAAAUAGGCGAAAUGGAGAAAGCUAAGGAGUUGUGGCGUGAUAUGAUAAACAGGGAAAUAUUUCCCAACUACAUAUCGUUUAGCAUUUUGAUAAAUGGAUUUUGCACUUUAGGUCUUGUGUCCGAAGCUUUCAGAUUGUGGGAUGAAAUGAAAGAAAAGGGUAUUAAGCCCACCCUGGUGACCUGCAACACCAUAAUAAAAGGCUAUUUGCGAGCCGGCAGUGUGUCAAAGGCAAGUAACUUCUUGAACAAGAUGAUUUCAGAAGGAGUUUCGCCUGAUUGCAUCACAUAUAAUACUCUUAUAAAUGGUUUCGUAAAGGAAGAGAACUUUGAUAGAGCUUUUUUCUUGAUUAGUAACAUGGAAGAACGAGGGCUGCUGCCUGAUCUCGUCACAUACAAUGCGAUUCUUGGUGGAUUUUCUAGGCAAGGUAGAAUGCAAGAGGCUGAGAUGGUAUUACAUAAGAUGAUUGAUAAGGGUAUCAAUCCUGAUAAAUCAAUUUACACAUCACUGAUAAAUGGGCAUGUCUCUAAAGACAACCUUAAAGAGGCAUUCCGUGUCCAUGAUGAAAUGCUGCAAAGGGGAUUUGUCCCAGAUGACAAAUUCUAG
This is a messenger RNA of Lathyrus sativus (Indian pea), 2154 nucleotides long. The record is from the annotation of a GenBank genome assembly. NCBI's taxonomy places the organism in Eukaryota, Viridiplantae, Streptophyta, Magnoliopsida, Fabales, Fabaceae.